Amphimedon queenslandica is the source of this 726-nucleotide messenger RNA. RefSeq names its product piggyBac transposable element-derived protein 3-like. The transcript has 2 exons. The record is from RefSeq and is a predicted model, not a curated record. The coding region runs from base 1 to 726 and encodes 241 amino acids. NCBI's taxonomy places the organism in Eukaryota, Metazoa, Porifera, Demospongiae, Haplosclerida, Niphatidae.
AUGCCUUUGAGAUCUGUCGGUGCUCACUUACCAUCGAGUAUUUGUGAACCAUCUCCAGCAGGCCUAUUCAUGCUUUUCUUUGAUGAAGAACUUGUACAGAGUAUUUGUGAUUCAACUUUUUCAAUAUACCGAGGACAGAUUGGAGAAGUGAGAAGUUCAAACGGUCUUGGAUAUGACGUUGUAAUGAGUCUGUCAAAGAAUUCGCUUUCACAAGGCUAUUCUCUAUACAUUGACAACUUCUACACUAGUCCCCAACUAUUGUCUGAUCUAUUCAGCAAUGGUGUUCAUACUACUGGAACACUUAAUGUUUCUCGUAAGGGAGUUCCUGCUGUUGUGUCUCACCUGAAGAAGAAAUUUUCACAUAAAUCUUUCAGUAGAGGUAGUGGUGCUUAUGUAAGGGAUGGUACUUGUGUGUAUGCUGUGUGGAGAGACACUAAUUGUGUUGCAGUAAUGUCUAAUGAGCAUCCUCGUAAUUCAGAAGAGACUGCCACGAGAAAUGAUAAAAGAGGUGGCGUGACAGAGAAGAAAGAAAUACCAGUUCCUGCGAUAAUCUACAAUUACAAUAGCUUCAUGAAUGGUGUUGAUCGCUCUGACCAACUGUUCAAAUAUUACAAUGUCCUUCGACAGUCACGAAAAUACUGGAAGACACUUUUUUUCAUUUUAUUGAUAAAGCAAUUGUCAACUCAUACAUCAUUUAUAAAGAAGUUCAUCCUAGAGGAAAACUAA